CAAACAUUUCCACAAGAUGUAUUUCAGACACUGUACAUAUAUAUCAUAUAUUCAUAUUUGUCACAAAUCUCCACAUAAUAUUUAUCUGAGGUAUACCCUUAUAGAAAGGAGAGGAAAGAAAGAACAAUCGAAAGAAGAAAACUAUGUACAGGGUAGGGAGUGAUUUUUUUUACAACAUAUUCAUUGACUUGUGAGAAUAAAAUCAGGCCUAUGAGGAGUUAUGUAGUUAAACCAUUUUUCCAGUAUGAAUAAAAUUGUUCCAACUUAUGAUUAACAGAUGCUGUUAUCUUCUCCAUUUCGUAAAUGUCCAUUGUAAUUUCCAUCCAUACAUUUAAAGUUGGGCACUCCUGUGAUAACCAUUUCCUGGUAAGGGUCUUUUUACCAGCCACCAGCAGUACAUUCAUUAAAUAUUUGUCUCUUUUCAACCAUUCUUGAGGUAUAUCCUCAGCUUUUUUAAAAACUCCAGUCCUGCCGAAAGGACCAGUGUCCAGUGGCAUCAGUGGGACGAAAGGUCGCGGGUUCGAAUCCAGCCAGCCGGCUCCCCUGCGCGCUGGGUUACGAGCUGGUGAUCUCUUUGGAAAUGAAUCUCGGCAGAAACUACCGCAGUGAGUAAGUCAGAGAGGCGUGGAGAGAAAUCGUCGCUAACCGGAGAAACUCCGCCUGUGACAUUCCUUUCCUUUCCUUACUUCCUACCGAAGAGUCUCGACCUUACCCUUAGCUAUAGAUGUUUCCUGGCCUGCUUAGUUCCUCCAUUUUUGUGUGUGUUGCUUGGAUUUCCAGUGUCUCCACUCCAUAUUUUCUCUUGCUUGCAACUGUAACAUCUAAUUCCUCACGAACGCAAAUCAGUUUCCGGUCUGGUCGCAUGAUAACCUUCCGGCAGCCUUGCCAGUCGUUUUACUGCGCCUCCACUUAACCCGGAUUCAUGAAGCCACAAAACAAAGAAACCCAACAGAACCCAUUAAAACAAAAGAAGACCGUCAAACACCCAAUGUGUGGAGGAAAAAAGUGCAAACAAUAAAAAUUCUUAAAUGGCCAACGAGAAGCUGUUGCUGUUGGAUGUUGACUGUGGGUUGGAUGAUGCCAUGGCCGUGAUGAUGGCCCUCGCAGCUCCUAAUGUGCAGGUCCUGGGCAUUACGUGUUGCCAUGGAAACACAUCCAUUGACAAUGUGUGCAGAAAUGUGUUCCGAGUUCUGAAGGCUUGCAAGAGGACUGACAUCCCUGUGUUCCGGGGUGCCAGUAGCUCUCUCCUUGGACAAAGUUUUGAUUCUUCGGAGUACCACGGGAAGGAUGGUCUGGGUGAUGUCCCAGACCCCAAUGCACCAGGACUGGAACUUCUGCAGAGCGAGCACGCUGUAACUGCUAUGGUGCGGAUAGUUACUGAACAUGCUGGGCAGAUUUCUCUCGUGGCACUUGCUCCCUUGACUAAUGUAGCUCUGGCAAGUAAAAUGGACCCAGCGUUCUCUACAAAGCUGAAAGAUCUGUACAUCAUGGGCGGAAACAUGGAAGCCACGGGGAAUGCAACUGUAUGUGGAGAGUUUAACUUUGCCACUGACCCAGAGGCUGCGUUCAUUGUCUUGAAUCAGUUUGUGUGUCCAACCUAUGUCACAACAUGGGAGUUUACCCUACGCCACACUCUGUCUAGGGAGUUCUUUGAUGAGUGGGUGAGUCAAGACACUGUGAAGGCUUGCUUCAUGAGGACAAUAACAAGAUACAGUGGGAAGGACAAGGCAGUCGAGCAAAAGGAUGCAGAAUCUCACGUUGAUCCAGAUUUUAAUCCUUGUGAUUCUUAUGCAGUGGCAGCUGCCAUCGAUGAGGGUGUUGUUACUGAAUAUAUUCAGUGCGGUGUAACCGUGGAGUUACAGGGCUCGCUGACCAGAGGGAUGAUGGUCCUGGAUACACAAAAUCACUUGCAAAAGCAAAACCAGGCGUUUGUCAUGAAAAAAUGUGACAUUGCAAAAUUUAGGGAGCUGCUGAUGGCUGCUCUGGCGUAGGUGGUUUAAUUGUGAUUAUGGAAAGGAAGUUGGCGGUCACCAAUCGAUUUUUAUACAGGUCAUCUAUUUAGAUAAGUGGCUUUCUGUUACUGAGUUACCAGGAAAAACUUUCCACACGUAAGUACAUCGAGGUAGUAUAAAAGGGGAAAGAAAAAUGAUGCAGGAUAUAGCGGUCUAGUUACAGAGUCUAGUUACAGUGCAGGUAGACACAGUUUAAGGGCCAUGUUGAGGUACAGCGAAAUGUCAACAAUUCUUUUUCAUUGGAGUUCAGCACAUAGUUGCCUCCAACAUUUUAAUUGUGAGGGUAAACCAUCAGUGAAAAGGCUUCAAUCAAUAACCAAUACUGCCAGUGCAAAGGGUUGAAUUCACAAUUCUAGGCUGUAAAAAUUUCAAGGGCUUGCUUUCAAAGUACAUACAAAGUUAUGUAUACAAAAGUUCAUUUGAUUAAAGGUUCAUGCAGUAUACAACCCUGAGAUUCAUCUUCCCACAGGCAGCCACAAAGAAACACAAGACCAUCAAACACCCAACGUGUGAGAAAAAAGAAAUCACAGCAGAAAUCAAGCAAAGAACACACACAGCAUUAAACAUCAAACAGUACAGUCCCCGUAAGAGUGAAGCCCGUCCAGAAGCCAGUGGCCUCAGUCCACAGCCCCUAAGUCGUGCAAAUACUGUAGUGAAAACAGUGAGCAAAGACACAUGGAACGUGUAUCUGCAGAGUCCCUAAAGUGAGCGACAGCCAUGGAACACGUUCAGCACUGAGGACGUUAAACAUCAAACUGCAGAUUUGUUGUGAAGUUUCAUCCAAACAGUCGUCAGUAAUUUCUCUGGGUAGACCAUUAAUCUAAUCAUGAGUCACUAUCCCAGCAGGCAGAUUCACCUUCAAUUACCAGGUGAAGUGGAGCUGCUGGGAAAACUGGAAUACUGAAACACGUCAAAGUGGAGCUUAUUGUCAUGUGCACAAAUACAUGUCUGCACAAGUCCAGUCAAAAACCAGCAGUACCACAGGUUGCAACAUUCACAAGAAGGCCAUACUUUAAAUUAUACAAGGAGGAACACAAUUAGUGCAAAAAAACAUUUUAGUGUGAAGUGAUCAAAGUGGUCACAUGGUUUCCAUCUGCAGUGAGCAGGAUUGUUCAAAAUACAGUUAUUAUCAAAAUAAGUAUAAAUUAUACAGCCUUGAGGUAUGUCAGCUUACAGGCAGUAACAAAACAAGAAACCCUAACGAAUCCAUUUAUAAAAACCAACAAACGCCCAAGGCACAGAGAAAGAAAAAAACACAUCAUGCAAGCAGCAGCGUUCAGAAUGAGAGUGAGUCCAUGGACACAAAGCCCGGAGUAGGCCCAAAGCCUGGAGCAGGCCCGAAGCCUCAGCCGCAGUUCAUCACACAGCAGGGCAAAUCAUUGCAGAGUUCGCAGCCUCACAUCCUCAGUGCCGCCGAGAGCAGAGCAGCGACUCUUACCUCGCACCCGCACGCCUCGACCCUCAGAUCAGCCUCGCCUUCGCUGGCCUCUGUUUGCGGUGAUCAUUUACUGGAAAUUACCAUAGAAAAAGUGCUAUUAAUAAGGUACUUAGUGGUAUUUCUUUGUGCAGGUUGAUUCAAGAACUGAAUGGUAGAAAGGAAGUAGCUAUUCUUGAACUUGGUCUGGUGGGACUUCAAACUUCUGUACCUCCAGCCUGUUAGCAGCUUGAGAAGAUGGGUGGGGAUCUGUGAUGAUAGUCGUUGCCAUCUUCAGGCUGGGCCUCCUGUAGGGACUAUGGAUGGUGAGGAGGGGUACGUUCCUGAUAGAUUGGACUGAAUUCUUUACUCUCCCCAGCUUCCUGUGUUCUUGGACAUUCUGAUUGCCGCAUCAGACCAUGAUACUUUCAACAGUAUGUCUCUUCAUUAGCAUGUUUGGUGACAAGUUGAAUCUUCUGCGAAAAUAAAGGAGCAGGCAGAGUCCUCAAAUCCUGAACUGUACUUUAAAAAAUUGGCCCUAUUUCAUGAAAUGGUUACAUACAGAGGGCACUGUUCUUUCCAUCAUUUAUGCUAGAAUCUCAAGCAGGAUUUCUCAACCUGUGGUGUACAGACCCCUCGGUAAAGGGUAGGGUCCAUGGCAUGGAAAAGGUUGGGAACCCCUGGUCUAAAGCAAAAAAUGUGUAAGAACUUAGCAUCUUGAGAGGUAAAGGGAAGGCCAAGGUCAGAAUUAGGUUUAAUAUCGCUGACGUGUGUCAUGAAAUCUGUUGCUUUACGGCAGUAGUAUGUAAAAAGCUAUAAGCUACAAUAAGAAAUAUAUAUUUAUAUUUAUAUUAAUUUUUAAAAGAGCAAAAAUAGCAAGGUAGUGUACAUGAGUUAGUUCACUGUCUAUUUAGAAAUCUGAUGGUGGACAGGUAGAAGCUGUUCCUAAAACAUUGAUAACGUGUCUUCAGGCUCCUGUACCUCUUCCCUGAUGGCAGCAAUGAGAAGAGGGCAUACCUGUGGUGAUGAACAUUUUGAGUCGAUUCCCUGUAUCAGAUGCUAAUGCAGGGUCUUGCGCCAAAACAUUGCCCUGUCCCCCUGGCCUUUAUUGCGUACGGUUCUGGUCACCCCCGCUAAAGGAAGGAGGUUCAGGCUUUGGGUGCAGAAGAGGUUUACCAGGAUGCUGCCUGGUUUAGAGGGCAUGUGCUGUCACAAGAAGUUGGAUAAACUUGGGUGGUUUUCUCUGGGGUGCCGGACUGAGGGAAGAUCUGAUGGAGGUUUACAAGGUUGAGAGGCAUAGAUAGAGUGGACAGAGAGUAUCUGUAUCCCAGGGAUGAAAUGUCUAAUACCAGAGGGCAUACAGUGAAGGUGAGAGGAGUAGGUUCAAGGGGGGUAUGAGGGGUAAGCUUUUUACUCAAAGUCACGGAAGCCUGGAAUGUGCCACCUGAUAUGGUGGUAGGGCAAAUACAUUACAAUCCUCUUUUCAGUAAUACAAGAAUUGUUUAAGAGAUGUUGGGAUAAGCACAUGGAUGUGGGGAAGAUGGAAAGAUUAGUGAUAGGGGGGUUUUUGAUUGGCGUUUUUGCUGGUUCAGCACAACAUUGUGGGCUGAAUGGCCUGUUUCUGUGCUGUACUCUUAUAUGUUCCUCCAGUUUAUUUCUUGUUUUUCUUUGUUUCUUUCUGCUCUCUAAAGAAAACACUUGGAACAGUGCUCUUUCAUUUUAGGAACCAUAUGUUUGUAAAUGUUUAUGGAACCCCAUUUUAAUGUCUUUGUACGCUUUCUCUGAAUGGGUGACCAAAACUGAACACAAUACUCAAUGGAGGCUGGACCAGUGUUUUAUAACGUUUCAACCCGACUACCCUGCUUUCAUACUGUGUCUGUUGAGAAUUGUGACAUUAACAUCUACCUCAACCUGCCACACCAUUUCAAUAAUGUUUAUUUAUUCAUGGAGAUACAGCACGGAGCGGGUCCUUUGAGUUGUGCUGGCCAGCAAUCGCCUGAUUUAACUCCAGCCCAAUCAUGGGACAAUUUAUGCAAACACGAGAAAACCUGCAGAUGCUGCGUUCACCAGCAACUUUUAUGUGUGUUGUAUGGGACAAUUUACGAUGACCAAUUAACCUACGAACCAGUGUCUCUGGACUGUGGGAGGAAACCCACGCGGUCAUGUACACACUCCUUACAGACAGUGGGGGGAAUUGAACCCAGGUCACUGGCACUGUAAAGCAUCGUGCUAACCAUGCCACCCUAAUUUGUGCACACAUACCCCCAAGCUCCUGCACCCUUUUGGAGCAGUAACCUUUAUCCUGUAUUACUCCUCCUCAGGCUUCCCACCCAAUAUGUUUUUACUGUAGCGAAUUGAUCACUAACUGCAGUUCACAGCACUGACCAGUUAACGUUUAAUGAUUGCUGCUCCCCCUCUUUACUGAUAAAACUUCCUGCUACUCUCUCUCUCUCUCGCCCUUCUCCCUCUCUAAUGGUUUCUUCUAUUGCUGAUGAACUGUCCCUUUCCCACCGGGCCUCCCCUCACCUCCUUUCAAUAAGGGAUCUGAAGUUGUUUGCAGUAAAUCAAACCACCAGGGAGAAUAGGCACAGUUCUCAAAGCUAAACCAUCACUUAGAUCCCAGUGUUUUACUAAACCUCACACACAUUUGUUUUCUUCACGGCUUUAUAACCUUCAGUUUUCUCUGAUGAACAAUAUGUGGAUUGCAAAGGCUGGAAAAGUGAAAUUAAACUUGAUCAGAGGGACAUGCUUGUCACACAGAGGAAGAUGGGUAUGGAACAACCUGCCAGAGGGAGCUGUAGGGGUGGGUACGGUUACAAAAUUUAACUAGGUGCCUCGGUGGAUAGAAAAGAUUUAGAGGGAUACGGACUAAAUGCAGACAAAUGGAUCUGGCACCGGGGGGGGUAACUUGGUCGGCAUGGACAAGUUGGGCCGAAGGGCCUGUUCCUUGCUGUAUAAAUAUGAAUCAAUGAUUCCAUGGCCAGAUUGAAAAGGUCAGGGUGUUGGGGCUGGAGGUGAGGAGUGGGCUGCUGUAUGAGGUUUACUUGUCUCUGUGUUGGACGUCAGCUUGCCGCUCCAGCAGGUUUGCUUGCCUCUGUUCUGAACAGGGACUGGGGCCUACAACUAACUUAUGAAUCUGCCCAGCUAUGGAUUCACUUUCGUCAACUUCAGUUCUAUUUGGCUCACUUGUACUGUUCGCACAAUUUGUGUUUUUUUUCUCUCUCUCUGCUCAGUGACUGUUUGACAGUCUUGUUUUAAUGGGUUCAAAUGGGUUUCUUUGUUUCGUGGCUGCCUGUAAGGAGAUGAAUCUCAAGGUUGUGUAAAGUACAGGUUUCCCCCGCCAUCCGUAGAUACAGUGUUCCUAUGAAACGGUUCGUAAGCCGGAAUGUCGUAAAGUGAAGAAGCAAUUACUAUUUAUUUAUAUGGGAAAAUUUUGUGAGCGUUUGCAGAUCCAAAAAUAACCUACCAAAUCAUGCUAAAUAACACUUAAAACCUAAAGUAACAGUAACAUAUAGUAAAAGCAGGAAUGAUAUGAUAAAUACACAGCCUAUAUAAAGUAGAAAUACUUUCCACAAUCAUUGCCGGCACUGUUCUCUGUAGCGCAAAUCUCACACAAGCGCUCUCGGCAGAAAAUCUCACGCAAGCGCUGUUGGCAAGAUCACUCUCUCCAGUAACCUUUAAGCUAUGAAGCUGCCAAAUCAUACCAAACAACACGUAAAAAUAUACAGCCGAUAUAAAGUAGAAAUUAUGUAUGUACAGUGUAGUAUCACGGGAAUCGGGAAGACAUCAAGCACACUGAUGAUGGUGUGUUAGGCUGAGUCGUUGGAGUUUGGGUGGUGCAGUGGCCCCCACCCUCCAGACCGCGGACUGAUACCGAUCCGCGAAGCAUACAGGGGUACAGCGGUAGCGUGGAGGCACACAGCACAUCUUUAAGAAAAAAGCCGAGAUAAACAUGCUAAUUAAUUAGGUGCUGCCGGGCACGUAAUUGUCAGCCCAGAUCAGAGGUGACGCAAUUGCAGUCUGUGUAAAGUGUAAAGAACUAAUGUAGGUCUUUCGUAACAGUGAGGUUUCGUAAAGCAAA
This is a messenger RNA of Mobula hypostoma (lesser devil ray), 7507 nucleotides long. Its product is annotated as nucleoside hydrolase-like. Lineage: Eukaryota; Metazoa; Chordata; Chondrichthyes; Myliobatiformes; Myliobatidae. The transcript has 7 exons. The coding region runs from base 1029 to 1991 and encodes 320 amino acids. Gene Ontology annotation, molecular function: hydrolase activity, hydrolyzing N-glycosyl compounds. The record is from RefSeq and is a predicted model, not a curated record.